Molecule: messenger RNA, 810 nt
Organism: Drosophila sulfurigaster albostrigata
Lineage: Eukaryota; Metazoa; Arthropoda; Insecta; Diptera; Drosophilidae
Exons: 3
Coding region: 1-810 (269 amino acids)
Source: RefSeq, a predicted model, not a curated record
AUGCCGUCACACACAUCCACCCACCAGAACCAGCCCGCUGGCACCAAUUCGUUCCGGUGUCGCGUGUGCCUACUCAUCAACAAGUACUGCUCUAACUGUCUGGCCCACCAACACUCCGGGCAAUCCUGCCGCAGCGCGGGAAGGUGCAGAGUGUGUCGGGGGGACCACCACACACUGCUACACUUCAAGGAGGCACGCAGCGCUCACCCCAACCGUCAGCGACGAGGCGAUGACCAACCGGUCUCCACCCGGUCCCGAACCCCAACAAGGCCACGCUCGCCAAGGCCGCGCUCGCCACGGCCACGCUCGCCACAGUCACGCUCCCGCUCGCCGUCACCCCAUCGACCGGCCUCGCCGACGUCCGAGGAGGCCUUUCCGACGUCGCUCGCAUCCUUGCUGCAGGACAAGGCUGUGAGCAUACUUCCGACGGCCAACAUCCUGAUCGACACCGGAUGCAAGACCUUUGAGAUGCGAGCGCUGAUCGACCCGUGCGCGGCGACCAGCCGUAUCAGCGCAUCUUUGGCAACAGCCUACCGGCUAUCCGUCACCCGCGUUGGUACGGAAGGCGUCUGCACGGCGAUCAUCCGCUCACGGACAUCCGAGUUCCGUCGAAAGGUGCUGCUGCAGGUGGACUCGCAACUCUGCAGCCGCACCCCCCCCCUCCGACCCCCAUCGAUGGUGUCCCUGGUGCUCGGCACUGAUGUGUAUCCUCACAUCAUCCUACCUGGCCUCCUGCCGACCACCAACGGUUUGCCAAUGGCCCAGAAUUCCACCUUGGGUUGGAAUCUGUCCGGUCCAUUUGGUCAAUGA